This is a messenger RNA of Clunio marinus, 1085 nucleotides long. Lineage: Eukaryota; Metazoa; Arthropoda; Insecta; Diptera; Chironomidae. The record is from the annotation of a GenBank genome assembly.
UUUUGUUUUCAAUUCUCAUCGAAUCGUCAUUUUAGAAAUUCUCGUCGUGAAAAGAACAAGUAAUUAAAAUUAUCCUCUGUCAAAGUUAGAAAACGUAAUUAAUUAUUGUGAAAACAUUUUCAAAUUAUCAGAAGAUUUGAAAUUCAGAAGAAAAUUAGGAAAUCAAAGAAAUUUUAAGCAUGAAAUCAGUUUUUGUUGCACUUUUUUUUGUUGGACUCGCCACAGCCGAGUUUGACAAUGUCAACUUUAUUCAAAGACACAAAAGAGACACUCCAUCAACAUGUGAAGCAAAUAUUGGAAGUUGUUGUAAAGAUGAGACAAAUUGCGAAUUUGAUUGUUCCUCGUUAAUCAUUGAUGGCUCAUCUUACAAUGAUUUCGUUAAAUACAGUAAUGACAUGAUCAUUCGAUCAUUUGAGUAUCUUUUCCUCUCGGCACAGUUCGGAACUCAUUUGAAGGAUCGUCCCGGCUUUGAGAAGAUCUUGCAUGGAUUAGCUGAUGAAGCAUGGAACAAGGGACUCGACAUGAUUAAAGAAUCUUCAAAACGUGGCGUGUCACACACCUUUAAGGUCGCUAAUGAUGAAAGAGUCUCAGCUCAUGGCGAUUAUAAUGAAGUUGAAGCUUUAGCAAAGGCUGUUGAAAUCGAGAAGAAAUUAUUGGUUCGUGCUAAUGACAUUCAUCGUCAUCACUCUCAUGCUACAUUAAAUGAUGAGAAAGCUAAAGGCUACGAUGCCGGCAUUGCUCAUUAUUUGGAAGAAGAAAUCAUUGAGCCAAAGAUCGACGCAGUUCGCAACCUGGUUGGACAUGUCAACGAUCUUAAGAACAUCUUUAAGAAGGAUUCCAGCAUUUUCCCAAUGUCGCUCUAUCUCUUCGAUCAACAUCUUCAAAAAUAAAUUUAACUUUUUUCUUAGUUCUUUACAUCUUUGUAAGUUAAUGAGACUAGAAACUUUUUUUUUCUUUGUUGGUAAUUUUCCAUUCGUAAGUCGAGUGCUGUGCUACGUUCAUUCAUCUCCAGAUAGAAAAACAAAAACAUUAAAUGUAAAUAGUCAAUGAAGGAAAAUAAAAAUAUAGAAAGAAAUUGUCACGAA